Molecule: messenger RNA, 4551 nt
Organism: Talaromyces proteolyticus
Lineage: Eukaryota; Fungi; Ascomycota; Eurotiomycetes; Eurotiales; Trichocomaceae
Product: putative membrane bound C2 domain protein
Exons: 6
Coding region: 1-4551 (1516 amino acids)
Molecular function (GO): lipid binding
Source: RefSeq, a predicted model, not a curated record
AUGGCUUCAGAAGCAGCCUCCAAAGCGGAGGCUAAGCAGGAAGGAAUCAUCGAGACCACUCAAGCAGCAAACAGUGACCCCCAUUCCACCAUCCAGCCUGAACUGGCCGAAAAGAAGCUUGUUGAAGAAAGCCGCAAAGCAGGCAGUGUGGCCUUUCAAUUCAAUCCCGACGCCUCGCCAGAAGAGAAAGCCAAGGUGGCACAAGCGUCUCUUCCCCCGGGACUCAACCUUCCUAAGAAACCAAAUGGCGCUAGUCUAGUAUCAGAUAAGGAUAUAAGUGGUCCCGCUGACUACGACCUGCCUUCAACAAACAAGGCAACCGACCAGGUAGUGGAGGCUCCUUCGGUGAAAGAGAAUGAGCCCAAAACUGCUACCAACGGAGGUCUGGAUGAGACGAAACGCUGGGCACGGAACCGCACCGGAUGGGCUCCCCAGUUCGCCAAACCAGAUGUCACAUCAGACGAUGCAGAGACACUGUUGGAUCACCGGACCUUCUUGGAGGACAUUCUAAAUGACAAGUUCUUUGGAGACUGGCAUCAUAAUGCCGCCGUUAUUGUCUUUGCUUGCCUUACGUCUUGGAUCAUCGCUGUGCUCGGAGGCGGCCUAGGCUGGGUCUUUCUGGUAAUGGCUGCUUGUGGCACCUACUACCGAACGUCAGUUCGUCGCGUUCGCCGCAAUUUCCGUGACGACAUUCACAGAGAAAUGGCGAAACAGCGCCUGGAGACAGAUACCGAGAGUUUGGAAUGGAUCAACAGCUUUUUGGUCAAGUUCUGGCCAAUUUAUGCCCCCGUUCUCUGCGACACCAUCAUCAACACUGUCGACCAAGUGCUGAGCACAUCGACUCCAGCUUUCCUUGACAGCUUGCGCUUGAAAACAUUCGUCUUGGGUACUAAGCCUCCUCGCUUGGAGCACGUCAAAACUUAUCCCAAGACCGAGGUUGACACAGUCAUCAUGGACUGGAAAUUUAGCUUCACACCCAACGACACAAUGGACAUGACUUCACGCCAAAUCAAGGAUAAAAUCAACCCAAAAGUAGCCCUUGAAGUCCGAGUUGGCAAAGGUGUAGUCAGCCACGGUUUAGAUGUUAUUGUUGAAGACUUCGCAUUCUCUGGCUUGAUGCGAGUUAAAAUCAAGUUGCAGCUUGAAUUUCCCCACAUGGAACGUGUCGACAUUUGUUUCUUGGAACGUCCCGAAAUCGACUACGUUUGCAAGCCUCUUGGUGGCGAACAUCUUGGUUUCGAUAUCAACUUCAUCCCUGGUCUUGAAGGUUUUAUCAAAGAACAGAUUCAUGGUAACCUUGGUCCAAUGAUGUACGAGCCUAACGUUUUCCCAAUUGAGAUCGCGAAGAUGCUCGCAGGUAGUCCAGUUGAUAAGGCCAUUGGUGUUCUCGCUGUCACUGUUUCUUCUGCCGCCAAUCUGAAAGGAGCCGCACGAAUCGGUAACACCAUCGAUCCUUAUGCCUCCAUCUCUCUCAACAGCCGAAACGAACUUGCACGAACUAAGACCAUUCACGAUACGAGCAAUCCUCGUUGGAAUGAAACAUUGUACAUAAUCAUCACCUCAUUGACCGAUGCACUGACUAUUGCCGUGUUCGAUUAUAAUGAAUUCCGCAAGGAUCAAGAGCUGGGUAUUGCUACAUUCGCCCUUGACAAGCUUGAGUCGGAGCACGAGCAUGAGGGCUUGAAUUUGGAUGUCUCGUAUAGUGGUAGAAGCCGUGGCAUCUUGCACGCUGAUAUUCGAUUCUUUCCUGUCUUGGAGGGUCGAAAGCUGGAGAAUGGUACCGAAGAGCCAGCCCCGGAACUAAACACUGGUAUUGCACGUUUCACUGUUGAGCAAGCUAAGGAAUUGGAUGGCAGCAAGAGUUUUGUUGGAUCUCUCAACCCGUAUGCAGUCCUGUUAUUGAACGGGAAGGAGGUUCAUGUCACCAAAAAACUGAAACGCACAAACAACCCUAUUUUCCAAAACAAUUCGAAGGAAUUGCUCAUUACGGACCGCAAGAACGCUAAACUAGGGCUUGUCAUCAAGGAUGACCGCGAUUUGUCAACUGACCCCGUUAUUGGAAAAUACCAAAUAAAAUUAAAUGAUAUGCUCAAGAUGAUGGAAAAAGGUAACGAAUGGUAUCUCCUGUCUGGCGCCAAGAGUGGCCGUGUCAAAAUGAUGCUCGAUUGGAAACCUGUGGCUUUGCGAGGUAUCGCGGGUGGUGCCGGCUACGUCUCUCCUAUUGGUGUGGUUCGCAUUCACUUCAAGGGCGCCACUGAGUUACGCAAUUUCGAGACUAUGGGUAAAUCGGACCCAUAUGCCCGUGCUUUGCUGAACGGUGUCCCUAGUGGUCGCACUGUUACCUGGAGGAACAACCUCAACCCGACGUGGGAUGAAAUCAUCUACAUCCCUGUUCACAGUACACGGGAAAAGCUCACUCUGGAAGUCAUGGAUGAGGAAUCCAUGGGUAGAGAUCGUACCCUUGGUGAAGUUGAGGUUGCUUUGAAAGAUUACGUGCAUGAGGGUGAGAACGGCGAAUUCGAAGUCGAUGAUGAGAAGCAGGACAUGAAGAGUGGCCUUCGCAUGAAUGGACGUGGUGCAGCCAAGGGUCUUCUGAAUUACACCGUUGCAUUCUAUCCUACACUAAACGUCGUUGACCCCGAGGAAGAAGCUGAGGAGGCUGAACAAGAGGCAGCAGACCCCGAAGGUUCUCGUAAGAGCCUUGAUUCCACUGGCCGCAAAAGCUUGGAGCGUAAUAGUACUGAUGCUGGAAGAGUCAGCACGGAUGUCAAAUCCAAUGGACGACCCAGCAUUGAUACUGCUGCUUCUAAACGUACUAGCAACGGGGGCCCGACUUCUCCAACAUCUUCCCUAUCUGCCACUCGUCAAGAGAUUCCUAAAAUCCAUAUCGGGGCUGAAGACUUGCAAAAAUAUGAGUCUGGUUUGAUCGUAUUCAAGUUCAUUGAUGGGCAUCUGGCACACUCGAAUGUUCAACUCCAAGUUCUCAUUGAUGAUCACAUGUUCCCCUCAUAUACUUCAGAGAAAAUCAAGUCUAAAACAGCGACAUUUGCAGAUGUGGGUGACGCGUUUGUGCGCGAGCUUGAAUUUUCACAAAUCACACUCAGGCUUGUUGACAAUUCUAGUGAAAAAGAAGAAUCUCAUGUUAUUGCUAAGUUGACUGGCCCAACACUGUCCACCCUGCAACGAUGCCUAUAUACUCCAACCGAGCUACAACUUCGAUCGGACAGUGGCGCAAUUAGCAAGAUCAAAGUCAGUCUACGUUUCAUUCCGGCUCUCAUGAAACUUGAUCCCAAAGAGUCUAUCAACAACUCUGGCGACCUCAGGGUUGAUAUUCUCGACGCCGCCGAUCUUCCAUCAGCAGAUCGUAACGGUUUCAGUGACCCUUACUGCAAAUUCAAGCUCGAUGGAAAAGAUGUCCACAAGACUAAGGUGCAGAAGAAAACUCUUCAUCCUGCUUGGAAUGAAUACUUUGAGACACCGAUCAAGUCGAGAAUUGGAGCCGACUUCCGCGUGGACGUGUACGAUUGGGACUUUGGUGAUAAGGCGGACUUCUUAGGCGGAGCUCCCAUUAAUUUGGAGAUGCUGGAGCCGUUCCAGGCUCAAGAAGUAACAUUGACACUAGACGGAAAGUCAGGUGCGAUCAGAUUGAAACUCAUGUUCAAGCCAUCCUAUGUCAUUCGGUCUCGUCAAGGCAGCUCAACCUUCUCAGGAACAUUUGCUACUCCAGGUAAGAUUGUCGGCGCGCCUGUCAAGACUGUAGGCCUAGUCGGCGGUGGUGUUGUGAAGGGUGCAUCUUUCCUCGGUCGAGGCUUGAAGAAUCGCUUCGCACGCGGAGAUAAAGAUAGUGAAGAAGCUGAAGUUGCGACACCUCCUCGCGAAGACUCGCCUCCAAGGACACCCAAUAUCAAGACUGACGGCAGUCUUUCCCGUGCUCCAGGACUUGUUGUCGAUCCGGCCACACCUACUUCUCCCGCCGAUACCCCGGAUAGCUUGCAACGUCGUCACAGCCGUACCCGCAGCAUAAGGUCUCAGUUUGGCGGCGAUAAGAAUGCGCUUGGGUCUGGAGGGGGAGGAACAGCGCUUAUCACUCUUGUUUCUGUUACAGGAUUUCCUCCUUCGGCCAAUGUCCGUUGUCACGUUCGCCAUCUAGGCCCCAAGGGUGCUAAAGAAGUCCACAAGACCAAGGCAGUCAAAAGUGCUGAAGGAAGCAUCCAGUUUGAUACAACUCACGAAACUGUCAAGGUCCCCAAUACUACUGCUGACGCUCAGUAUUCACUGAAGGUUGUGAACCACAGCACUUUCGGCUCCGAUGAGAGCCUUGGAGAAGCCAUCUUCUUUGUCGAUGAUCAGGGAUCCUCCAUGAGCAAAGAGAAGACUGUGGGCGUCGGUUCUGGUAAAGUGGUCAUCAAGAGCAGUUUCACUCCCAACGAAGUUGCCAAUGGUCGUCCCAGCACAGCCACCUCGAUCAACGGCGACAACGAUGCUAGCAGUGAGACUCCUGAUAAGAAGCGACGAAGCUUCUUGUCUAAGCGCAGCGUCAGUGGUGCUUAG